AAAUGCAGGGCAAUUUCCAUAGCCUGCCUCACUACUAGCUUACUCCUAGCUGCAGAGCAGAGGAAAGCAGAGCCUUGUUCCAAUAAUUGCCAUUUACAGAUUUACUAGAUCACGGGCAAAGAUGUCUUCGCCGGUGAAGGUGUUCGGGCACGCGACGUCGACGAACGUGGCGCGGGUGCUGCUCUGCCUGGAGGAGGUGGGCGCCGAGUACGAGCUGGUGCCCGUCGACUUCCUCGCCGGCGAGCACAACACCCCCGAGCACGUCCAGCGAAACCCAUUCGGGAAGAUCCCCGCGUUCCAAGACGGCGACCUCGUCCUGUUCGAGUCGCGCGCGAUCGCGAGGUACAUCCUGCGCAAGUACAGGACGCCGGGCUCGCCGGACCUGCUGGGAGAGAACGGCGGCGCCGAGGAGGCGGCGAUGGUGGACGUGUGGACGGAGGUGGAGGCCCAGCAGUACCACCCGGCCAUCUCGCCCGUGGUGUUCGAGUGCAUCAUCUUCCCCGUCAUGCGCGGCGCCAAGACGGACCAGAAGGUCGUCGACGAGAGCCUGGAGAGGCUGCGCUUGGUGCUGGGGACGUACGAGGAGCGGCUGUCCAAGAGCAGGUACCUGGCCGGGGACUCCUUCAGCUUCGCGGACCUCAACCACUUCCCCUUCACCUUCUACUUCAUGGCCACCCCGUACGCGGCCCUCUUGGACGAGUACCCCAGGGUGAAGGCCUGGUGGGAGGACCUUAUGGCCAGGCCCUCGGUCAAGAGGGUCUGCGCCAAUAUGCCCACCAAGUUCUAGUUCCAUCACCUUGUGUCAUUGUGUGUGUGUCGGAGUGAAUUUGCUGUGGAAUAAACGAAUGAAUGAAUGCUAUGUAUUGAUCAUGCCGAAUAGGUUUUGUUUUGGUAAACUUCUUCUCGGCAAGUACACAGAGAGAGAGUUGUGGACCAUGUUGUCAUGAUUUUGGUUCUAUGUCUGAAUAUGUUUUUUUUUCAAGGGUACGCCAAAGGCGUACCUUAGCUUUAUAGAAGGAAGAACAUAUGUAUAAGAGUUUUACAUUUGCGCUAGUUGGGAGUCACAAGCCGACCCCAACCAAGCCUCCACUCCACUCCUCACGCUACUCUACUACUCAGAUAUAGGUUGUCCUCCAAAUGCUCCCGCCGUUGCCCAAGUUCUCAAAUCGUCGAAGAUCAUGUCCACAAUCUCCCAUUCGUUCUUGAUUUGGCUCGAUGUGAACACUCUCGCGUUCCUCUGUUUCCAUAGUGUCCAGCAGAUGAGCAUCACGAACGUGUCAAAUCCUUUCCGAGUUUGCUUAUGUAUGUGUUUUCUAGCUUCCGUCCACCAUUGCACCAACCGAGAUUCAUAUGUUGGGCAUAGCUCCAUCCUCAAACCCAUCCUGAAUAUGUUAGGAGACGUCGAUUUGGUGAACACUUUAGCUAAGCUGACUGAGUUUUAAGUUUUGGGUCAGUUGAUUUUUUGACCGUUGAUUACUGCUCCAAGAUGUGUGCUAGUUGUUUUUUCCUGUUGUGUGCUGUGUCUUGUAUUGGGCUGGACGUUUUUUGAUUGACCCCUAUUUUGGGUCAGUCGAUUUCUUGUUGGGCUGAUGCAUGUUACAUGUUUUCUUAUUAGGCCGUUUGCGUGCGUUUUUACUUCUGGUUUUUUGUCGGGCUUUAUGGGUAUAUUUUGGAUGUUGGGCGAAUAUAAAAUAUAUACACGUAAGUAAUGUAUAAUUUGUGUGUAAAUUGUAAUUAUGUGAAAAA
Molecule: messenger RNA, 1746 nt
Organism: Aegilops tauschii subsp. strangulata
Lineage: Eukaryota; Viridiplantae; Streptophyta; Magnoliopsida; Poales; Poaceae
Product: glutathione S-transferase 1-like
Biological process (GO): glutathione metabolic process
Cellular component (GO): cytoplasm
Molecular function (GO): glutathione transferase activity; glutathione binding
Source: RefSeq, a predicted model, not a curated record